CUUUCAGUCUCCUAGUGUGAGUGACGCCAAUUUUACUGAGUAGCAGUAAAUCUAUAGCAAACAGCCCAAAAAUGAAUAUGGCCAUGGACGCCAUGCAUGGCUUUGGGGUGACCUCCACGCAUUACCUGCAGACCCAUUAUAAGGACGCCCAGGGCUGGUUCCUCUUUGUGUCGUUCGCCGCCGACCUCAGGAACACCUUCUUUGUCUUCUUCCCCAUCUGGUUUCACCUGCGGGAGUCUGUGGGCAUCAAGCUCAUCUGGGUGGCUGUGAUUGGGGACUGGCUCAACCUGGUCUUCAAGUGGAUCCUGUUUGGUGAACGGCCUUAUUGGUGGGUCCAUGAAACCCCCUUUUACAGUAAUGGCUCAGCACCUCACAUUGAGCAGUUCCCCAUGACAUGUGAGACAGGUCCAGGUAGCCCAUCUGGUCAUGCCAUGGGAGCAGCAGGUGUCUACUACGCCAUGGUCACUUCGAUAAUUGCCAUCCUGAUGAAGAGCAAGGGGAUGUCCAACUCCAUCAACUGGUGUGUGAAGGGCACACUUUGGACCUUCUUCUGGGGAGUCCAGGUCUGCGUCUGUCUGUCCAGGGUGUUCAUCGCCGCCCACUUCCCCCACCAGGUCGUUGCUGGGGUUAUCACAGGUAUGAUUGUGGCUGAGGCCUUCUCCAGAGUGCAGUGGAUCUACAGCGCCAGUCUGAAGAAGUACUUCUUCAUCACCCUCUUCCUGCUCUCCUUCGCUGUGGGGUUCUACCUGCUGCUGAAGGCGCUGGGCGUAGAUCUGCUCUGGACCCUGGAGAAAGCUAAGAAGUGGUGCGUCCGUUCUGAGUGGGUCCACAUGGAUACCACACCCUUCGCCAGCCUGUUGCGCAACAUGGGCACUUUCUUUGGACUUGGGCUGGGCCUGCACUCACCCCUGUACACUGAGAGCAAAAAGAGCACCAGCGCCCCCUUCAGGGGUGGCUGUAUCAUCGCCUCCCUGGUACUGCUGCACCUGUUUGACUCCUUCAAGCCCCCCACCCACACUGCGGCCCUGUUCUACCUGCUGUCUUUCUGCAAGAGUGCCACCGUUCCCCUGGCUACCGUCAGCAUCAUCCCCUAUUGCGUAGCAGGGGCUCUGAGCGCCAACAGCAAGAAGCAGCUCUGAGCAGAGGACUCACACAGACUGAUUAUCUGAGGUCCUGCAAAGGAGCUUAUCUGCAAGUCAUCUUAAAGCACUGAAUGGUUUUCGCAGGUGCUUCAACUUCACAACAUUUCAAUAAUGUCCAUACUUCCAGAACCCAAGAGCUCAGCUCAGGAACAAUAGUGGCGACUUAAGCUAGGAACUGAAAGCCCAGUCAACACUUUGGAAGAUCUGGGAAAGUUCAUCAUUGACUACAGACCUGAAUUUUCCUCUUAUGCCUCUCACAAAUGACAGGAAAAACCAACCUCGGAUCCCUGAUUGUCUGACAUCAUCCAGUACUGUCUGUAUAUGUCCUGACCAAUAUGUGAGCUGUUUUCAUUAAGAAUUCUGGACUCAGAAAAGCUACUGUGGAUCAGAUUCAUCAUCUCUCAUUUCAUUACAACCGAUGAAUUCCAGUGGCGAUUCUAGUUUAUACUGUAGUGUAUACUAUAUUUCUUCCAAAAUGUGAGCCACACACUGGGGCUUGUUUAAUUUAUUGAUCUUUUAAAAAGAAAAAACAACAUAUUGUUGGAUUUUGUAAUGCGUAGACAUUAUGACUGCAGUUUAACUGUUGUGAUCGCACUGAAUGUCAAUUAGAUCGGCCUCCUCCAUUGUUUAAGAGUCCAUAGGAUCCCGAGUGAAAGCACUGGCACAGCAGUGACAGUGAUAGUGAAUAUUGUGGUCCUUGGGUAUAGAUUACUCAUAAAGAGUCCAAUGCGUCAUGGCACAAACCCCAUUGGAAAGAAUGGAAGGGUCCUGACCUGCCACCACACAACAUGAAGCUGUGUAAAAGCUGAACUUCUUAAUGUCUUAAGAGCCACUUGACAUUGUUCAAAACUGUUCAAAAUUGUGGGGUGUUCCCUCAUUUAAAAAAAGAUGUUUAUUCUGUCAUAUUCUAUUUUUGAAUUAUUCCAGGCUAUUUAUAAUAAAAUAAUUUUUAGAA
This is a messenger RNA of Anguilla rostrata (American eel), 2097 nucleotides long. Its product is annotated as glucose-6-phosphatase catalytic subunit 1-like. The record is from RefSeq and is a predicted model, not a curated record. Gene Ontology annotation, biological process: gluconeogenesis; glucose 6-phosphate metabolic process. NCBI's taxonomy places the organism in Eukaryota, Metazoa, Chordata, Actinopteri, Anguilliformes, Anguillidae. Gene Ontology annotation, molecular function: glucose-6-phosphatase activity. The coding region runs from base 72 to 1139 and encodes 355 amino acids. The transcript is spliced from 5 exons. Gene Ontology annotation, cellular component: membrane.